AUGACUAUGAGAAAUAAUACAAAUUCAUUGGAUACUACAUAUGAUAUGCCGAACAAAUUAUAUUCAUCAAAUUCAAGAUCUGAUUGUGAUAAUUUAUCAAUAAUGAAAACAACAAAGUCAAUACCAGUUGAUAAAGAAGAACGAUCAAAACGACGAUAUACAAUAACACAUAUAGCUAUGCCAGACCCUAUUGUACGUUGUUCAGUGAGUAAUCAAGCAUAUGAUAAAGCAUUUAUACAAAAACCAUUAAUAUCUCCAAAUGUUUCUUCAACAUAUAAAGAAACCAAUUCAACAUGUUUUCAUUCUCCAUUAUCAAAAAAUAUUCAAACUAAACAAAUGGAUUUUCGUCCAUUAAUUACAAAUGGACGUCGACGAUUUACAACAAUACCUUCAGGUUCACCAAUGAUGAUUGUUAAAAAAAAAUCUCCAUCACCUAUGAAUAAUAUUUCUUUUGACCAGAAACAAUUGCGUCGCUCGAUUCCUGUCGAUAUUACUAGUAGUAAUAAACCAAUAGCUGUUAGUACUGUGAUAACAUCAUCAUUAUCUUCUUCGUCGUCUUCUUCUUCGUCUUCAUCUACUACUUCGGCAAAUGUGGGUACUGUUACUGUACCAAUUCAAGUGAUAAAAACUCAAAAUAAUAAUAAUAUUAAUAAUAAUAAUAAAAAUAAUUCUAUUUUCACUACGAAUACAAGAAACGAAAAUCCGAAAGGUUAUCGUUACAUUUCAAAACAAUUACAACAAGUUAAGCCAUUAAAAAUCAUAAAAGCAGAAAAUAAAUUUCCAUUAUCAUUUAUUCUAACGAGUGAUGAUAAUGGAUCUACAAGAAUGCCUUCUUCAUCAUCAAGUGGUGGAGAUGGCCAUAAUCAUAAUUCAACUAUAAUGACGGAUUCCAAUGUACUUCGUUUAAUUCGUCGUUAUGAUCCACUAGGUGCAAAUAUUAUUGGUAUACAAAAUCGUCGAUCACUUGAACAUAAUCGACAUGAAUUUCAAGAUGCUACUCCAAAAUCAAAAUUAUCAUUACCAUCAAAUCUUUCUUCAUCUUCAUGCACAUAUUUAUCACAAUUAACAUCAAAUUCAUCACAUAAUGAUAAUUCUUCAGUAAAACAAUCAUUAACACCUCGACUUCAACAUCAACAAGCAGUUGAUGAACAAGAAUCACCACCACUACGAUCAUCAUCACCACAAUCAUCAAAUAAAUCUAAUCCAUCAAUUCGACCAAUUCUUAAAUAUAUACCACCACCAACAUUACAUACUGAAAUCAAUGUUCCAUCUAAAAAAACUGAACCAUUAACUAUUGAAAUUGAACCACAUGAUCCGCCGACAUCAUCAAUUCUAUCAAAUGAAAAUACAAUUACUUAUCAACCAUUAAUCACAACUGGUACAAAAAGAGUUUGUUCAGCAAUAAGUAAAUCAGAAUGGGACUUACGUUUACAAUCGGAUGCUGCUCCUUCUUCGUCGAUUAUACCACCGCCAUCAACAACACCUACAUUUCCUGUUCGAUCUCCUUCACCACAUUCAAUGAUUAAUCAACAACAGGAAAAUCAAUCUUAUGGAAUAUUAUCUGAUCGAAAUAAAAAUUCAAUAGAAACCAAGAAUGAUAAUAAUAUUGAUGAUUUUCAUGAAAAUUCUUCAUCAAUUACAACUGGUUCAUGUGUUGAAAAACUUAAACAAUUAUUUAAUACAAAAUCAUCAUCACUUGAUUUAAUAAAUUCACCUAUAAAUAAACAACAUAAAAUUAAUUCAAUUGAAUCAAAUCUUAAUCAACAUUUAACUAUACAUGGAACAAGUACAAAUAAAUCAGAUUCAUUAUCAUCUUCACUUGUUCAAAAAAUUUCGAAUUCAAAUUCAAUUGAAUCACAAAUAAAUAAAAUACCAAGUGAUGAUUUAAUUAAAUCAACAACAAUUAAUCAAGAAGAUGUACAGACAUCUUCACCAUUAUUGAAAAGACCUAUACUUAAAAGUCAAAAAGCUUUUGAUAGUAGUGAAAUACUCAAUUAUUCAAAUAAUAAUAGUAUAAUGCCAUCAUCUGAAGUUUCAUAUGAUGCUUAUCGUUUUCGUCGUUUAAAUGAUCAUGAUCAAAUGACAAAAACACGUUUAAGAAAUGUAGCCAAAGUUGAACCGUAUUCAAUAAAUACAAAUAUGGUUCGUCCACUUUAUCAAUCAAUAUCUUCACAACCAACAACAACAACCGUACCAUCAAAAUCACGUAAUAUGGUAAAUAGUAUGGGAAAUACUCCAACUAAUUCAUCAACGUCUUCAUCAGCUGCUUCUCUUAGUGGUACAAUUCGUCAUCCUAAUGUUCGCCAUUCAGAUUUUCUUGUACCGAAUCCUGCAUAUUCAACACCACCACCACCACAACAGCCAAUGCCACCACCUCCUCCUCCUCCUUCACAUACAUCUCAACCUUUAUCAACUUCUUCUUACGCAACACCUGCAUCAUCAUCAAUGUUAUUGUCAGAAUCACUUUCUCACGUUUCACAACGUCGAUUACCCAAUACGAGUAAUACUCCAUUAUAUACUACUGGACGUUCUACUAGUUUGGCUUCAUCAGCCAAUAAUUCUCAACAAAAAUAUCGAUCACCUACACAAGCAGAUUUUUAUUCUGGAAAGCAAAUAUAUUCUCCUUCAACAUAUCAUAAUGGUCAUGGUACAACAGUCAAUAAUAAUAAUAAUAAUAAUAAGUAUGAAAAAUUCGAUAAUUAUACCUCGCCACUUAAUUCAUACCAUUAUCGACCAAGAGAAUAUACUUCAUCAACAACACCUAUUAAUACAUCGUCAAAUAGUGGUCAACAACAAUCUCAAGGAUUAAUGUGUACAAAAUUGAUCGAUCAAUCACACCAUGAACGAUCCAAUAAUGGACAACAACAACAACAACAGCAAAGUCGUCGUCGUUUUCAAAGGCGUAAACAAAUGAAACGUUCGAAAAGUGCUGAUUUAUAUCAAGAAUCUCCAUCAAAAACUCAAAAUAAUAACAAUAAUAAUUCUUUUUUUCCAUCAACAAAUCAUAAUGAAUCUAGUAGAUAUCAUCGACAGCCACGAUCAACAAGUCGUGAUUUAAUAGGAGGAGGAGAUGGAAAUCUAUCAUCAUCAUCAUCAUCGACAUCGUCAUUGUCAAUAGCUAAUAUUGAACGUAUUAAUCGAGCUGCUUUACUUCGUUAUAAAUCAUUAGAUUCAAUGACAUUUAAUAAUCGAACAUCAAAUUUUAAUGGAAAAAAUAAUAAUAGAAAAGCAUUAUCAAAACCUAUGAAUGCCGAUUUUGAUAGUGAUGAUUCAGUUUGUGGAAUACCAAAACCUAGAAAGACAAAUGGACGGUGA
Messenger RNA from Rotaria sordida, 3315 nucleotides. The record is from the annotation of a GenBank genome assembly. Lineage: Eukaryota; Metazoa; Rotifera; Eurotatoria; Philodinida; Philodinidae.